AUGGAAAAUACAAACCUACAAGUUUAUAAGAAAAUUAAAAACAAAAGGAACAAAUGUGUGGCUAAACAAACUAAUAUUUCCAUGAGCAAGUCAAAUACAAGUGAAUUAGUUGAAGUUAAAAAGAAACUAGUUAGAGUUGAGUAUCCAGGAAUUGUUAAAAACCUCAGUAAAGCUCUUGAAACAUUAGGAGGAAAUCUGGCAUUAGAAUUGGCUGUUGCAGAUCCGAAAACCAGAUUAGAAUUAAGAUUUCAUCCAAAAAAUAAGUUUAAUAAAUCCACCGUAGGCGAGAGAGACUUUAACCCUGGCCUUUUAAUAAAAAUAAACCAAAAUACCUUGGAAUAUGAAGUGGUUGGGAGUACAGUUAUAAAUUUUACAUUUAACAGGAUUUCUGACUUUCAAUAUUUACCUUUAGUGGAAACGCCCUGUGAAUUACAAACAUUUAAAGCAGAAUAUAUUUAUGAUAAUAUAUUUCCAAAAGAAAUUCCUACAUUAAAAUGGUUUACCCAAAGAGAAACAAAAGAGCAAAAAAGGUUUUUUAUGCCCUCUGUGUUUAGUAGAUUUGAAUACUCCAGUCAAAAUAAAUUAUUUUUAAAUGUAGGUGAAAAGUAUGAACAUCACUUACGACCAGAAAUUGCUGAAACAGUUCUCAAUAUGACAAAAAAACAAAGAAAAACGCAGCAGUCAAUAAAGCAGAUAUCUAUUUUUAUUGACUUUCAAAACCUAAACGUCAAUAUUCCUGAAAAGCCUUUAGAUUAUGCUAUGCAGCUAGUCAAAGACAAACAAUUGGAAGAACAAUAUAAAAUUAUUAAAACUUUUUUUGAUAAAAGGCCCAUGUGGACUAAAGUUGCCAUUGUACACAGAAGUGGGGUUAGUAUGGAACAUAUUAAGGUAGUUUUGCCAGCAGUUGCAUACUUUUGUAAUACAGGACCCUGGAGAAUGGCUUGGAUUAAAUAUGGUUAUAAUCCACAAAAAGAUAGCAGUUCAAGGGUGUAUCAAAUUUUGGAUUACCGAAUAAGAACAGCAGAGGGAACUAAAUUAAAAGUAAACGCCAAAAGAAAUUAUGCAAGUAAAGCAGCAUUUUAUUUUUCAAAUACUAAUCUUCAAAACGUAUCCUUAAAUGAUAAAUUUUCAUCAAAGAAAAAUUUUAUUGACGAAAGCAGUUACAUUUUAAGACCUACCACCAUUCCACCUGCAAGGCAAAUGUUUUAUCAUUACUGUGAUAUUUAUAUACCUGAAAUUCAAGAUAUGUUAGCAAGACUUCCUAGGCCUCAUUCAGAAUCAAAUUAUGACUCUAAAAAUGGUUGGUUACCCCAAAAUUUUACUGAACAAUGUAGAGAAAUUGUAAAUAGUUAUGUGCUAGGUCAGGUACAAAAACAAUUAUUAGAGGAGAAUAAAAGAAUGAAAGAACAUUCUGAUAAAAUUGAAGAUAAGAUGAAUAUUGCAAUCCCCACUUAUUGUAGUGAGAUGUUAAAUAAUAUAAAAAAGGGAAUUUAUAAGAGUGUAAAUAUUGAUGCCCCCCAGACUAACAUCAUUAGUAGUAAAGAUAAUAAGGCUGUGAAUACUAUAGAUCUACUAAAUGACGAUUUGGAACAAGUAAAUGCUGAUGAAAUAAUUGCGGAUACAAUCCCUGAGAGAUUAGAAGAAAAUUCCGAUGAAGACCACUUGAGCCAAGCUUCUGAUUAUGAAAUUGAUAUGGAAGCGGUUGAAGAAGUAAAUAAAAUGAUAAUAGGAAUUCAAGAGGAAACUAAAGAAGUUAAUAUUGUUACUUCAUAUUUAAAAAAACUUUAA
Messenger RNA from Brassicogethes aeneus, 1788 nucleotides. The record is from the annotation of a GenBank genome assembly. Lineage: Eukaryota; Metazoa; Arthropoda; Insecta; Coleoptera; Nitidulidae.